This is a messenger RNA of Castor canadensis (American beaver), 762 nucleotides long. The record is from RefSeq and is a predicted model, not a curated record. Lineage: Eukaryota; Metazoa; Chordata; Mammalia; Rodentia; Castoridae.
AUGAUCUCCUCCAUGGAUCCUGACCCUGGAACAGCUGCCUUAGUUCCUCUACUCUCUUAUUGGUUGGAUGAAAUCUUUCAUCCAACCCUGCUGGUUUCCAUAAUAUACAAUCAUCCUGCUGGAACACAUCCAUUGGCCCUCGUGCUCAUGUUGGUUGUUAAUUUCCUCAAGCUGUGGUCAGGGAAGAUGCAGACAGAUUUAGAAUGGAGAGAUGCCCGGAAAUAUGCAGAGAAAGUGACUCUGGACCCUGACUCGGCUCACCCUCACUUCUACACUUCUGAUCUGAAAGUUGAAUCAUCUAUGACUAUUCCCCAGGAAGUGGCUUUCUCAGAGAAGAGAUUCAGAAGGACAUGUGUGGUGGCUUCUGAGGGUUUCCAGAACGGCAAACAUUAUUGGGAAGUAGAUGUGGGAUUUAACAAUAGAUGGUAUCUGGGAGUAUGCAGGCAUGAUGUGGACAGGAAGGAGACAAAUGUGAAAUUGUCUUCCAACAGGUACUCGGUCCUUAGACUGUGGACAGCCCAACAGUAUUUCACAGUCGGUGUUAAUAGAGAAAGUGUAUCUGUAAAAACUCCCCCUAGGAGAGUGGGGGUCUUUCUAGACUAUGAAGGUGGGUCCAUCUCUUUCUUCAACAUAAAUGAUCAGUCUUUAAUUUCUACCCUGAAGCAUCAAUUUGAAGGCUUAUUGAGGCCAUACAUCCAGCUUCAGAUACAUGGAGAGGAACUUUUAAAUCCUAUAUUAAUCUGUCCAGUGCCCCUGAAAUAA